GUAAUCCUGCGGGACUUCCUGGACACGGUCGUGAGCAAGGGGGUACAAGUGGAAGAAAUGUUCAGGGACAUGAUCGUGGCGGCAAUCCAGUUGAACUUUGGGGUGCAGAUAAAGGGCUUAGAGUUGAUCGGGCUUUGGGCUUUCAUGGGGUACCUCAAGGUAAUCCUUCAGGACUUCCUGGACACGGUCGUGAGCAAGGGGGGCAUAAAAGAGCAAAGAGUCAAAGCCCGCAACGUACGAAUCUUCUGGGGUUUGGAAAUCGCUAUGGAGGUUCGGAGGGCAAUAUGGGUCCAGAGCAGUCGAACCGGACCGCUUUCAGGAACAGAGAGGACUUCCGAGGCGGCUGUGGUCUUAGAGACAAUGUUUUCGGAGGUAAUCCUGCAGGACUUCCGGGACACGGUCGUGAGCAAGGGGGUCGUAAUUUAUUUGAUAUGCCGGGCAUCUACAGUGGUCCUAUUGAGUUUAAGCCGGGCAUCUACAGUGGUCCUCCACCUGGUCUUGAUGGUGAGCGUCGAGGCGAUCCAGGUGAUGCGGGAGCGAGUUACCAACAAGGUGGUAGGAAUUCUACAGGGGUUCCUCAGCAUCCUUUGGACGCGCUGGUGCAGGGGAUGA
Messenger RNA from Symbiodinium sp. CCMP2456, 612 nucleotides. NCBI's taxonomy places the organism in Eukaryota, Dinophyceae, Suessiales, Symbiodiniaceae. The record is from the annotation of a GenBank genome assembly.